AAGCGUUGGAUCCCUUUUGGUAGUUGGGCGAUGAAGUCUAUUAAGUCCCUUGACCUUAGGAGAGACAGAUUCAUAGUCCAUUGAUGAACCAGAAUCAUACUUACCUCUUGUUGAAUUCACUCAUUGCUCAUCACUUCUCUCUCCAAAAUGGAAAAGAUCCAGCACAGUCAUGUACAAGUAAGAGAACUUAAGCUUCAUGUAGCAGAGAUUGGAACCGCAGGUGUUAAGGUGGUGCUGUUCUUGCAUGGGUUCCCUGAAAUAUGGUAUACAUGGAGGAAGCAGAUGAUUGCUGUUGCAAAUGCUGGGUACCGAGCAAUAGCCAUAGACUUCAGGGGCUAUGGACUGUCUGAUCAGCCAGCAGAGCCAGAGAAAGCAACUUUCAAGGACCUUGUUGAUGAUGUUGUCAGCCUCCUUGACUCUCUGGGAAUCAACAAGGCUUUUCUUGUUGGGAAGGACUUUGGAGCUAUGCCGGCAUACCAAGUAGCAGUAAUCCACUCAGAAAGGGUUUCCGGCGUCAUAACAAUUGGUAUUCCUUUCAUAUUACCUGGUCCUUCUGCUUUCCAAAGUCAUCUCCUUCCUGAAGGCUUCUAUAUAUCAAGGUGGCAGGAGCCAGGGCGAGCAGAAGCAGAUUUCAACCGCUUUGAUGUUAAGUCGGUGAUAAGGAAUAUCUAUACUUUGUUCUCAGGAAGUGAGGUCCCGGUUGCGCCCGAGGGGCAAGAAAUCAUGGCCUUGUUUAACCGAUCUACUCCUCUACCGCCAUGGUUCUCUGAGGAAGAUCUCUCAAUCUAUGCAUCCUUGUAUGAAAAAUCUGGGUUCCGUUUUGCCUUGCAGGUUCCUUACAGGACUUUAACUGUGGAUUGCGGUAUAACUGACCCAAAAGUCAAAGCUCCAUCGCUGCUAAUUAUGGGUGAGAAGGAUUGUGUCUUCAAAUAUCCAGGAAUGGAGGAGUAUAUAAAGAGUGGGGCCGUGAAGCAAUUUGUGCCCGAUUUAGAUAUUAAGUACUUGCCAGAAGGAAGCCAUUUUGUCCAUGAACAACUCCCGGAGCAGGUGAAUGAGCUCAUCAUCACCUUCCUCAACAAACACAACAUCUGCUAAGGAUACCCUGAUUGCCGAAGGUGCAAGAAUGAGCCAAUGUUUCCAUGGCAUAUGCUUGGUUGGGGAUGUAUAUGAAUCAAGCCGCGCCGAGCUUUGCAUGUUCGAACUCGGCUUAGUAAAUUUUUAGUGUGUUCGAGCUUAGCUCAAGCUCGUUGAAAUUUUCAAAAUUUAUGUUUGAGCUCGGCUCGUUUCCUUUUCAAGUGCUUCAAACUUAAUAAGUAUUUAUCAAAUAAACGAGCUGAGCUCGUUUUUAUUUUUGGGCA
Messenger RNA from Alnus glutinosa, 1358 nucleotides. RefSeq lists its product as uncharacterized. Gene Ontology annotation, molecular function: hydrolase activity. The coding region runs from base 148 to 1095 and encodes 315 amino acids. The record is from RefSeq and is a predicted model, not a curated record. Lineage: Eukaryota; Viridiplantae; Streptophyta; Magnoliopsida; Fagales; Betulaceae. The transcript has 5 exons.